Myiozetetes cayanensis is the source of this 3721-nucleotide messenger RNA. RefSeq names its product syntaxin binding protein 1 (gene STXBP1). Gene Ontology annotation, biological process: neurotransmitter secretion; vesicle-mediated transport; intracellular protein transport. Bases 122 to 1933 code for a protein of 603 amino acids. The transcript is spliced from 20 exons. The record is from RefSeq and is a predicted model, not a curated record. Gene Ontology annotation, cellular component: secretory granule; plasma membrane. Lineage: Eukaryota; Metazoa; Chordata; Aves; Passeriformes; Tyrannidae. Gene Ontology annotation, molecular function: syntaxin binding.
UCCGCAUCCCUGCGCCGCCACCCGCAGCCUCGCCCGGCCGUGUGUGCCUGUGGGUGACCCCCUCCCCUCCCCAAAACCCACCCUCCCCAGGGCGCUGCGCCCCCCGCCCCGGCACGGAGACAUGGCCCCCAUCGGACUCAAGGCUGUGGUGGGAGAGAAGAUUAUGCACGAUGUGAUCCGGAAAGUGAAGAAGAAGGGGGAAUGGAAGGUGCUGGUGGUGGACCAGCUCAGCAUGCGGAUGCUCUCCUCCUGCUGCAAGAUGACAGACAUCAUGACAGAGGGCAUAACCAUCGUGGAAGACAUCAACAAGCGCCGGGAGCCGCUGCCCAGCCUGGAGGCCGUUUAUCUCAUCACCCCCUCUGAGAAGUCCAUCCACUCCCUCAUCAACGACUUCAAGGAUCCCCCCACCUCCAAGUACAGAGCUGCCCACGUCUUCUUCACUGACUCCUGUCCCGAUGCUCUGUUCAACGAGCUGGUGAAGUCCCGCGCCGCCAAGGUCAUCAAAACCCUGACGGAGAUCAACAUUGCCUUCCUCCCCUCUGAGUCCCAGGUUUACUCCCUGGAUUCAGCCGACUCCUUCCAGAGCUUUUACAGCCCCCACAAGGCGCAGAUGAAGAACCCGAUCCUGGAGCGGCUGGCGGAGCAGAUCGCCACGCUCUGUGCCACGCUCAAGGAGUACCCAGCCGUGCGGUACCGGGGGGAUUACAAGGACAAUGCCAUGCUGGCACAGCUCAUCCAGGACAAGCUGGAUGCCUACAAGGCUGAUGACCCCACCAUGGGCGAGGGUCCAGACAAGGCUCGCUCCCAGCUCCUCAUCCUGGACCGUGGCUUUGAUCCCGCUUCCCCGGUGCUGCACGAGCUGACCUUCCAGGCCAUGAGCUACGACCUGCUGCCCAUCGAGAACGAUGUCUACAAGUACGAGACAAGUGGCAUUGGAGAGGCCCGGAUUAAGGAGGUCCUGCUGGAUGAGGAUGAUGACCUGUGGGUCACCCUGCGCCACAAACACAUCGCUGAGGUGUCCCAGGAGGUGACCCGGUCCCUGAAGGAGUUUUCUUCGAGCAAGAGGAUGAACACGGGUGAUAAGACCACCAUGAGAGACCUGUCCCAGAUGCUGAAGAAGAUGCCACAGUACCAAAAGGAGCUCAGCAAGUACUCCACCCACCUGCACCUGGCUGAGGACUGCAUGAAGCACUACCAGGGCACCGUGGACAAGCUCUGCAGAGUCGAGCAGGACCUGGCCAUGGGCACCGAUGCCGAGGGUGAGAAGAUCAAGGACCCCAUGAGGGCCAUCGUCCCCAUCCUGCUGGAUGGGAAUGUCAGCACCUACGACAAGAUCCGCAUCAUCCUGCUCUACAUCUUCCUGAAGAACGGUAUCACCGAGGAGAACCUGAACAAGCUGAUCCAGCACGCCCAGAUCCCAGCAGAGGACAGCGAGAUCAUCACCAACAUGGCCCACCUCGGGGUGCCCAUCAUCACAGACUCCACCCUGCGCCGCCGCAGCAAGCCCGAGCGGAAGGAGCGGAUCAGCGAGCAGACCUACCAGCUCUCCCGAUGGACCCCGGUGAUCAAGGACAUCAUGGAGGAUGCCAUCGAUGACAAGCUGGACACCAAGCACUACCCGUACAUCUCCACCCGCUCCUCCGCCUCCUUCAGCACCACUGCCGUCAGCGCCCGCUACGGCCACUGGCACAAGAACAAGGCUCCUGGCGAGUACCGCAGCGGGCCCCGCCUCAUCAUCUUCAUCCUGGGCGGGGUGAGCAUGAACGAGAUGCGCUGCGCCUACGAGGUGACACAAGCCAGCGGCAAGUGGGAGGUGCUAAUAGGUUCUACUCACAUUCUCACUCCCACCAAAUUUCUCAUGGACCUGAGGCACCCCGACUUCAGGGACUCCACUAGGGUAUCAUUUGAGGAUCAGGCUCCAGCAAUGGAGUGAGCCAAAGAAAACCAAGGUCCACGCACAUCCUCACCCCACAGAAACUGCUGGACACGCUGAAGAAACUCAAUAAAACAGAGGAAGAGAGCAGCAGUUAAAAGGAAACGCCGUCACCACUCGAUGCCGACCCACGUCCCCGCCGGGUGCCCGGCCCCGGGUGCCACCCUGCACCCAGCGGGCACAGCUUCUCUCUUGUUCUUGUGUUGACCCCUCCCCUCCCACUGCCUCCCCCUCCCCCCCCACAUCUCAUUUUAUCCACAGGGAGGGGACAACAGCCAAAAAAAAAAAAUAAUAUAUAUAUAUAUAUUAAGAAAAUGGAUGCAUUGUGUUUAAGAGAAAAAGGAAAAAAAAAAAUCUAUAUAUUUGUAGCUGCAGCUGUGGGAAGCGCCCAGGAGCUCAUUGCUGAGUAACCAUCUGCCCAUUGCUAGUGAAUGUGGUGGGAAAAUAGUGGGAAAACACCGUUUUUUUGGGGGGAAGUUGCUCCUCGUUGGGGUCCUUUGAGGGUGGAAGGAUGGAUGGACGGACACCCCACAUCGCUCCAGCCGGCGCUGGAUGGGGGGUCCCCACCACCAUCUGCUGUCCCACGGCUUUUUGGGGUGGUGGGAGCCCCUGCCAGCUGUGCCCAGGGGUAGGUGGGAGGUGUGAGGGGGGUGCAGCCGGGAGGCUUCGCACUGUGGUGAUUCCCACGUGAAAAGGGACCAAAACGGUCAAAACUCGGAGAUCUGGCUCGUUCGCUUGCACGGCCACUGCUCUGCCCUGCUCAGCCUGACGUCUGCCUCUCUGGGGACUCCUUGAAAAAUAUAUAUAUAUAUAAAAAAUUAAUUUUAUAUAUAUAUAUAUAUAUAGAAUAUCUACCCAUGGAUACCUCUCCAGCCAUCCCAAAGGAAGCUCAGUGCCCCGUGCCCGGCCCCGCUCGUGUCGUCCCGUGGUGAAGCGUUUCUGAGCGUGCCGUCGCCCCGAGGCCCCCCCCACCCCAAAAAACCUUCUGGGCCCCUUUCCCAAACCCUUUGGGGCCUCCCCGACCCUCUGAGCCCACACCCCGAACCCUCCAGACCUCCCCAACCCUUCAGCCCCCCCAAACCCUCCAAGCCCCGCCCCAGAACCCUCUGGACUCUGUGUAUAUUAAUGACUGUGUCUCGUGACGUUCUUACAAGCUUGGUGUAUAGUGAUUUCCCCAAACCUUUUGAUUUUAAUUGGUUUGUUUUUUAUUUUUAUUUUCCACCCCUUGGAUUGCCCCCCCACCCUCCCUUCCCCUGCCAUUAGAUGCACUGCAAUAUUUUGGGGUCUUAUGGUUUUGUUCUCCCUCUCCCCCUGAAGGCUGUGACCCCCUUUUUCCUUCCCCCAGAUUGCUCUUUCUUGCCUCGUUGGUGGUUAGCCCCCCCUUCCCUCCCUGUCUGCUCCUUGCCCAUAAAGUUAAAUAUAUAUUUUUAGGGCAAAGGCUGUAUCAUUGCACUGAUAUUUGUUGGUUCCCCCUCGGUCCUCCCAGCCCGUUUUUGUUCCUUCUUGGUUUUAGCGAUGCAAAUGCUUCAGGAUCUUGUAUGUUGGACAUUAUUAUUAUUAUUAUUAUUUUUUUCUGUUACAGUUAUUUAUAUAAAAAAUAAUUUAUCAAAAAGGAAAACUUAAAAAAAAAAUAAUCUAGUCUGUCUUGGAACUUGUUUACCUUGAAAUUACUGGAAUCUAAAUGUUUGAAAGUGUUGAAGCACAAACAUGUAUCAUCUCUGUAUAUCUGUUCUUCUGUACUAAAGCACUCGAGUGACUAAAUAAAAGCGAUCUCCAUCCCUAGUGCAA